This is a messenger RNA of Medicago truncatula (barrel medic), 1569 nucleotides long. RefSeq lists its product as uncharacterized. Lineage: Eukaryota; Viridiplantae; Streptophyta; Magnoliopsida; Fabales; Fabaceae. The record is from RefSeq and is a predicted model, not a curated record. Bases 165 to 440 code for a protein of 91 amino acids. The transcript has 2 exons.
AAAUUUAUUUGAUUUAUUUUUUUUGUUGAAGAAAAUCCCUAAUUCUUCUCAGUCCGGUCCAGUUGCACCCCGUUUUCUUUCUCACAAAAACAGAGAGAAUCUCUUCUUCUCUUAGCCCGCCGCCACCCCUCUCCGGCGACGCCCACGCAGUUCACCUGUCCAGAAUGGGAAAGGGUUUGAUAUGGGCGACGGCAGAGGAUCUGCAUAGGAAUAGGGGUCGAGUUCUGUCGCUAUAUCGUCACAUACUUCGAAGCCUCAAUUCUCCUUCGUUGCCACUGACAUUCGCUGCAAGAUUAGCGAAGAAAGCAGAGGUACGUGCAAUGUUUUGGGUUGGUUCUGAUGAAAGGUCUUUGCAUAACAUUGCUGACUUAAUUGAUGCUGCUGAAUACUCUCUUUCUUUUCUCAAGAAAGGUCAAUUUCCUCCUCGUCACAUUACCUGAACAACACCUUCCAUUUCCCUCGACGCAAUUUAGUAUGAACUUAAUGCAAUCAUGAUAUUUUUUUUGGUUGUUUAUAUGUAAGAAAUAUGCAUAAGAUAUGAUUUCAAUUUUCAUUAUUUUGUAUUGGGGCGGUAUUCAAAAGCCGAAUCCAAUGUUAGAGUAUGUUAAGCUUAAGCCUAAAUUCUACCUUAUUGUAUGCUUAUAAUAAGAAUGAUUCCUAGUUAGAAUUGAAAAUCAGGUUGUUUAUGUGUUGUUUUGCAUUGUAGAUAAAUACAAGUUUUCGAGUUGAGAGAACAACUAAAGGGUAUAUUGUUCGUAACUUGGUAUGGUCGGACUUCCUGUCAAGGAAAAAAAUUAGCUUUGAACCAAUGUAAGCUUCAUCCUUGUUGUAAUAUUAUGAACAUGGCCUGAAAUUCAAGGUUGGUGCUUUAGUUUGGGAACGGUUUGGGGUGCUUAAGCUGUUGACUGAAUCAAACAAGCCAAGUGUGAUAGAGUCCAAGAUCGCAUCUCCAAAGUAGAUAUAGGUCAAACACUUAGAUCAAUUCAGUUAUGGAUCAACAAUAAAAGAGGAGGUUAUUAUACCGACAUUUUCCUUUUAUUCUUGCUCUUUCAAAGUAGAUAUAGGUCAAAUGCUUAGACCAUCAAUUAAGUUACGGAUCAACAAUAUAAGAGGGGGUUGUUAUUCUGAUAUAAGAGGGUGUUCUAAGUACUGAAGACAGUUGGUUAUUUUAGAUUCUGUUUCAUAUAUACAAUGGGGAUGAAAAUGACUCAAACUUUUAUCUAGGGUUUCUUUUUAGAAAUUUUCAAGAGGCAGUUUAGAUUCAGGAAAGACUAGAAGACUGAAGAGCAAUAGCAUAGGACAAAUAUUUUUAUGGAUUCAGAUGAGAUAACAUAUUUCACUGUUUGGCCUUGGAACUGUGAGACUAUAGUUGUAAUACACACAAUGCAAAUACAAUCAAAACUAAUUGUCAAGAGUAUUCUUGCUGUGAAGUAUUGGGAAACCUGCCUGGCAUUCUGGAAUCAGGAUACUGUCAUGCAAUUUCUUUUACCUGUAGCCUGAUCUCCAACUUAGGUCAGUAUGGGAUUGGGAAUGCUAUUGUUGGAUAAUGCCAUGUUCUCUUAUUAUUCA